Messenger RNA from Malassezia vespertilionis, 2040 nucleotides. RefSeq lists its product as uncharacterized. Lineage: Eukaryota; Fungi; Basidiomycota; Malasseziomycetes; Malasseziales; Malasseziaceae. Gene Ontology annotation, molecular function: damaged DNA binding. The transcript has a single exon. The coding region runs from base 1 to 2040 and encodes 679 amino acids. The record is from RefSeq and is a predicted model, not a curated record. Gene Ontology annotation, biological process: mitotic G2 DNA damage checkpoint signaling; double-strand break repair via homologous recombination. Gene Ontology annotation, cellular component: Mre11 complex.
AUGUGGCUUGUCCGCGCGUGGUUUGACGGAGAAGAGGCGCAGCCUACGGCGCGCAUCCUGCAUACGGGCCGCUCUUACACACUGGGCCGCAAAGAAGGGGCUACUGAUUUAUGUAUCCCGAUAUUCAGGAUCAGCCGCAUGGCCGGCGUCCUGACCAUUGGAGCGAUGCCGCAAGACCGUGUCCAAGACACAACCUUCCAGCCUAGCAUCUCAUGGACAAUGCAUUCUGGCAGCAAGAGCGGCGCCGUUGUUGAGAGUUAUCGCGGGCGGAACAGAAUCGAGCAGCGCGUUCGCGUCGAGACGCCGCUCCCUCUUAAAAGUGGCGCACGGAUUCGGCUUUUUGCCGAUACGUAUGCUGAGGUAGAAUGGGUGCAGCUCGCACUAGGCUAUUUGCGUUCUCCGUCGCUCUUGUCAAGCAGCGCGCAGGAGCAAGCAGCCCUUUUUGGGAUACAUCUUGUAUCUGCAAAGCACGGCUUAGACGCGGGCUGUACGCAUCUCUGUAUUCCACAUGUGCGCCCCACCAAGACGCAACUACUUGCCCUUGUGCGUGGACUUCCGCUUGUGACAGCUGCAUUCCUUGAUGCCAUAUAUGCAUGUGCAUCCAUGCGUGUGUGGAGCAUGCCAUCCGUGUCUCUCUUUCUUCCACCGCCAGAUCCGCAGCUGCCGAGCGCGGAGCAAAUCCCAGCAGCGCUGCUCGCGCCGUCAGGCCGUCGUGCCGCCUUGUUUCGCGGCACGGCAUUGGUCCUUAUUGUAGAGCGUGAGGAGCGACGGGAUACGGAUCUUGCAGAGCUUGCAGCGGCAGCAGAGGCACACGUUUCCAUUCACGCGAUGCAAAGCAGCCCGCUAGACCGCCAAGGGAUGAUGUUGAUGCUUACUGCAGUGCGUGCGCGUGCCGAUGUGCAUUGGGAUGGGAUGCGUGCUCCAGUGCUGCGGCGCGGUGUGUACAUGCUGUGCGAUGCAGGACUGGCGCCGGCGACAGUCGAACUUGCCGCCGCUGCAAGCGAGAAAUUGCAUAUACCCAUACUUGCUCAAGGGCCUUCUUUGAUCUCCGAAUGCAUUCUCGAGGGGAAAACUGUUUUUGAAAAAGAUCCAGGUGUUGAGGAGGAUACGACGGUGCUUGUCGAGGCGACGCAGACACAAACACGGCGUCCCUUGCCGCGCACGCAGCGCAUCACGGUGGAUACAUUGUUAGAGACACGCGCAGAGCAGGAAGCGUUUCCUCCCACGCAGCCUGGAGGAGAUAGUUUUUCGCUUGCAUUGGAUGCGGAGCAAGAGGUUUCGUGGCAGGACGACUUGUGGGACGAGGCAGAAUCAGUGGCGAUCUCCCACGAGGGCCACGUCGAGCAUGGCCAGCUGGAUACAAAUACAGCGCACCCGACGUCCAAGGAUGCACCCAGUGCCAUGGGCAUGCCUUUUGUGCCGGCGCACUCUACGCCUGUACAUACGCCUCCUACGCGCCAAGCAAUUGCCGAGGCCAGUCCUGCUCCGGCUUUCUCCAACCCAUCUCCCACUGCUGUGCACACGACCAUAGCGCCUAGCGCGCGCAAGCCACUUGUACGCCAUGCAGGGUCGCGACACAGAGUCGAUUUGAUGGAUGAGAUUUUAGGUGUAUCCCAAUCGAGUGCGCUGCCUUCGAGCGCCAAGUAUCGUUGCAUGCUGGAUGCACAGGACAGUAUGGCAUGCACAGCCACCGAAUCUCCCACCACGCCUGUUCCGCCAAUGCACGACAUGCCUCACGAGCCAGCACAGCACACAACGCCGACUCCCCCUGUACCUUUUCCUCAAGCCGCAGAACAAGAUGCCCCGCCUGCGUCCAUGGAGUGGACGCGACUUGCGCGCCCCGCCUUUUUUCAGGUGCGCUUUGUGCCGCUCCUCCGCGCUCGCCCAACGCCCCAUGCGCCGAGCGAUACCCCCAACUUUAAAAAGUUUCGCACAGCACACCGCACUGCGCCAAAAAUGAUACCCAUCUCGCUCCAUCCAGCCUUCAGCAGUGCGCAGCCCGUCCCAGGCCAAGCCUCGGACGAUAACAUGAAUACAUAG